UGGCCUGCUGGUUAAGAUAUCUGUCCCGGGCAAGUCUGGAAGAUUGUGAGUUGAUCCUCGUGAAGUGUGUGGCUUAAUGAAAGACUUCAUAUUGAUCUUUUCUUGUACGAAAAAUGAUCUAAAAUGUUCUUCUUUUGCAAAGAAGAAACUCUAAAUAAGUGCUUUCCGAAAAACCCAUCGCUACAGUAAACAAAAUGAAAAAUUUCAUUUAGAAAGCAUCUUAACUAUGGAAAUUAAAUGACAUAAGUCUUGUUACAUGAGAAAUGGCUCGAGAUAGUCGAGAUUGAAAGAGGGAGAAAAUAUUUUCACAUAGAGCUGAUGUAGUAUUUUCUAGUGGUCUAAAAAUUUAUCAAAAUUUUGUUAAUUUCAAUCAGUUUCAUCCAAAAAGGUGGACUUCAGGAAUACUUAAUAAACUGUUCAAAAUUCAGAUCAAUUUUUUCCAAAUGAGAGCAUAUUUGCAAACUGCUAGAAAACUUAUGUAUUGCCUUGCAAUCUUCUCAGAAAAACACAUUUUUGCAUUUGACUGAAAACCUUUUCUUCAACGUCGAAGACGACUACAUUUGCAACACUUGUUCGAAAGUAAAGAUCUUGAGGAAAAAUGAAAAACAUUUUGAAGAAAAAAUAAAAAUUGAAAGAUCUUUCUCGUCGAUUAGACUAAUGUAAAUGUUAGUUUUCCUCGAGUCACAACACUUUAACCGAAUUUUUCGAUGAUUCUGUUUUGCUCUGCCAACUUUUCAAAAAGAAAAACCUUCUUACAUUUAAGUCAGUAGAUCCAGUGACGCUUGUGCUACCAAAAGCGACAAUCUUACUGAAAAUUAUUAACAGUGAAGCCGUUUGCAAAGAAAAAUCAAUAUUUCACAGAAAAAAAAUUGCCCAUUUCUACAAAAAGUACGUCCGUAUCAUAGACCAAAACGAGUCAGAAAAAUCAAGAUUCGACUCGAGUCGAGUUGUCGAGUAUCAACUAAAAAAUUAUGAAACAGUCACUAUUCAUCACAAAUUCAUAUUUGUCCAGAUAUCCACAAUUUUACUUUUCUUUUUAAGUAUAUCUACUUAUAUCUGUUCAAUUGCGAAACGCUUUUCUUAUAUUCACUGGAAAAUGUUAGAUUAUAAUCAGACUUUUGCGAAACAAGACCAAGUUUAUAAUUGAUUGAAAUCUGCGAAAUCAAUAAUUUUGAUUUUUAUCAAAAUUAUAGCUGACUUCGAAGAUUAACUUUGAUUAAAAUUACACUUUUUUAAUCUGAAAGAUUUCAAUCGAUUAUAAAUCAGAUUUUGUUUCAAAAAAUCCGAUUACAAUCUGACAUUUUUCACGGGGUAUGAUUCACACAACUUACUAAAGUUUCUCAAAAAUCAAAUUGGCUAAUAUUUGCAAAUCUUUAAAAUGAUCCAUUGCUUAUUCUACUGUACGUACGCUAAUGAUAACUUGCCUCCUAGAAUACGCUGUAUCUCAAGCUGUCAUAUGUGGAAACCAUUGAAUUACAUGAUAAUUAGGCAUCUAAAGCGAGUAAAAAAGAUAUGAAGGGAACGGAUGAAGAUAAUACGAAACAGCCAAUGAAUGAGUCUACGAUUUAAUUUGAGCGUAAAAUUUUCUGAGUGCAAACAGAUCAAAAGUCUACAUGAAGAGUUGAACAAAGAACAAAUGGCUAUUCAUUUACUUCGAAAUGUACAAAAAAAUCGAAUAUUAUAUCCAUCUCUUACUGCUCUCAAUCGAAAAAAAACAUAAUUUUAGAUAUUUAUGGAGUUGAAUUUUGCAUGUCUGACUCGACUUGGUUUGAGUCGAGUCGAAUUCCCGAAUAUUCGACUCGGUUUCGAUCUAUGGUCCGAAUAGUUAUUGAUCGUUGCGAAGCGAAAAAUUUUCGCAUUCAUUUGAACUUUUCUCGUUAAAAGUUAUCAUUUGACUUUGGAUUUUGUCAAAGAAAGCGUUGUAGUCCUCCGCAUUAUCAAACACUUCUCUUCCAACGAAAGUGAAGAAGCAAUUUUUGAUUUUUGAGGAAGAAAUCGGAUUAAUCACCGAUCCGCUGAGUUUGGCAUCUUCUUCGUUAGCUGACUCUAUCUUUGUUACUUUCUCAUCCAUUUGCUUAUUUCUGAUCGAGCCAUUAAAAUAAAAACUUCAACAUUUCAUUUUAAUCGUUCAUCAAAAAUUCAAUUUGACUUUCCAGGCGGAAUUAGCGAGUCAAUAGAAAAGACGAGUUCAAAUAGAUGCAAUCGUAAGAUACUUGCAAGCUUUUUAAUCUGUUCACAUCUCUAGAAAAUGAUUUAAGGUUCUGCAGGCAGUUUUUCGAAUUUUGUUAAAAGAUGGUUCAUAAGUAGUGUAAAGUAGAAAAGGGUUCAAAUGGGGUACAAAUUUUUGUGGGGUAUAAAAGGGCGAAAUGCGGUGCUGUACCUCAAAAUGGGGUACAGAUGGCCACCCUGAUGAGGGAUCUAAAACAAUCUUAUAUCAGAAACUGAGAAGAUUCUGAUAAGCAUCCUAUCAGUUUUUACUAAAACGUUUUUGUGUAGGAUUUCUAGAGGUGCAGAUACGUCUUAAAGUGUUCGCAAGACUUUUCUUUUCAAUUAAAGACGUCUCGCGACUCUCUGCAUGAUUUUUAGUAUAAAUCUAUACAACAAAAUGAAGAAAACUUAUUAUAAAAUUUUGUUAUGGGUUUUCUAAAGUAUCUGAAAAAUUUUCUCUUUGUCAUCUUACGUUAAAAAUGUAAAAAUACGCAUUUUUAUCAGACAAAAUACAUUUUUCCAAAUUUUUUCCUGCGAGUAGCACUUUUAGUGAUUGAAGAACUUCUUAAUUGCUUGUUGUAUAUACUUUGCUUGUGAGAAUACGCUUAAAACUUUUCGGCAAAGAGUUGAGUGAAUCAAAGACAAACGUUAAUUAUUGUCUAUGCUUUAGAUGGCGAAAUUUUUGCUACAUUAUUCGGUCUCAAGCCGUGUACUCUAUUAGCACAUUACGAAAUGCCUGGAUAUGCCACAGGUCUUGUUGAGAAAGCACUAAAACCAAUGUUUGAUGAAUUUCAAUUAGAAAAACAAGGAUUCGAAUUAUGGAAAUUGAAACCACCACUGACAGAACUUUACAAAGGUGGUUGGAUGUUCGUGAAUAAAAGACACGAACGAUAUUUACUUGUGAAACAAAUUUUUACGACCACCUCUUCAUCUAUCAAUACGGUCGAUAUUGGACGUGCACUUGGUUAUCCACUACCAUAUGGGAAAUAUACAAUUCAAUAUAUGGAUGAUACUGAAUCGAAGGAACGUAAUACAUGUUGUGUGCCGAUGGUAGAAUAUACGGUUGGUGAAGGAAAUUUUGAUACUAUUCUCCGGCAUUUUGAUCAAUAUGCAAAAUUAUGGCAAAAAAUUGGCAGAAACCUGACUAUCGAUCUCUCUGAACACCCAUCAAUGGAAAAAUGGUUUAUGGCCAUACAAAAUGGACAAAAAAAAUAG
Messenger RNA from Rotaria sp. Silwood2, 3423 nucleotides. The record is from the annotation of a GenBank genome assembly. NCBI's taxonomy places the organism in Eukaryota, Metazoa, Rotifera, Eurotatoria, Philodinida, Philodinidae.